GCGCCAUCGCAUUCCGCCUGAAACGGCAGGUGUGGAGAAGCUCUGCCAUCCUCCACACCUGCCAACUCGCACGCAGCCUCCAUUUCGUCACAACCAACUUUCAGACUCUUGCCCGUCCCGCCAUCAUGACAGGGAUCUAAGAAUAAGUUCAUGCUCUCUGUCAGAUAGCCCAACUAUCGAAACACACCGCCGCCUAGUAGCACCUUGCACUCUCAAGAGGACACAUGUCUCAAUCUACCACUCCCGUCAAGCAAGCCAAGCCACCUGCCGCUGCUGGAAGCGAGAAGGACCCCCUCCGUCUGAUCGAGAAGUUAGAAGUCAAGACAAAAGCCGUUAAUGCAAACAAUGUUGCCAGAGUAGCCAACAGUCACUUGGUUAGUGCGGAUGAUAAACUGCAUCCUUUGUUGAGCCUUAAGAAUGGAAGGACACUGGAGAAGUUUCCCGAAUCUCCAAAAGCUUUGGCUAAAUUGAGUGUCGCUCUUGUGGACGCCAUGCUCAGUGCUCUGGAGGCCGAUCGCAACGGUAAUGAAAUGGAGAAGAGAGAAAGGCUGCGUCUGCAGAUUGGUCUCAAGCCCAACCCUGCAUGAGUGCAAGACUUCACGACUAUUAAUGUAUUGAUGGUGUCAUCUAGCGUGUAAAGACAUUCAGAGCGAGACCACAAUACAGAGCAAAUCACUC
This is a messenger RNA of Aureobasidium subglaciale EXF-2481, 678 nucleotides long. RefSeq lists its product as uncharacterized. The transcript is spliced from 4 exons. NCBI's taxonomy places the organism in Eukaryota, Fungi, Ascomycota, Dothideomycetes, Dothideales, Saccotheciaceae. The coding region runs from base 225 to 587 and encodes 120 amino acids. The record is from RefSeq and is a predicted model, not a curated record.